AGCGACUUGUGGUUUGUCACCAAAUGCGCCUCAAAGAUGUGGCUAGUCUGUAAUUUCAGAAUUCCACUGACAUUACGCAAGAACUGUCAAACGGAUAUAAAACUGUUCGACAACAAACCCGCGCAGUCUGGAGUGACAGUCCGUUCUCGGCUGACAGUUUAGUCACGCGAAUGCAUUGGAGGGAGUGGAAGAAAAACAUAAUUUCGAUGUCUAGAACGGUAGUGAGUCAUCGUGAAAGCGUGAGAUCACCUUAAAGCGGAACGAUUAGCCGUGACAGCGAGGAGACGAAAAAGUGAGCAUCAUGGAAGUGUUGGAUCCUAGCGUCUCCAGAGACGAUCAACCACUUUGCGUCAACGAUUCCUUGGAACGAGUUAAUUCAUCACAAAUACCAACUGAUACCAAAUCAUGUGUAAAAGCACGUCAUACGUUGGGCUUCUUGGGUUUUCUUGGUUUUGCCCUGGUAUAUGCUAUGAGGGUCAAUUUAUCAGUAGCCAUUGUUUCCAUGGUUAAUCAGACAGCGAUACCACAUACUGAAGACAAUGAUACUAGUGACGUUUGCCCCAAAAUCAAACCAAUAAAUGGCACAUUUAUACCGAGCGCGGGAGAAUUUGCCUGGGACGAGAAAACUCAAGGUAUUAUUUUAGGUGCUUUCUUUCUUGGCUAUGUGGCCACGAACGUUCCAGGUGGCAGGAUGGCCGAAAAAAUGGGUGGAAAAUUAAUUUACGGUCUCGGGGUAUUCCUGACCGCUGUUUUGACUGUGAUAAGCCCUCUCGCCGCGAAUUGGGGUCUGAUACCAUUCUUGGCUGUGCGAGUUGCGGAAGGAUUUACAGAAGGCGUAACAUUCCCUGCAAUGCACAGUAUGCUAGCGCAUUGGGUACCCCCGUUAGAGAGAAGUAAAUUUGCUGCUAUAGUUUAUGCAGGUGGAAAUUUCGGCACUGUCGUGUCGCUACCGGUGAGCGGCUGGUUGUGUUCUUUAGAAUUAUGGGGCGGUUGGCGCCUUGCAUUUUACUUGUUCGGUGGACUCGGUAUUCUAUGGUAUGCAUUCUGGUUGAUAUUCAUAUAUGAUACCCCGGCACAACAUGUGAGGAUUGAUCCUUCAGAAAAAGCCUACAUCGAAGCUAGCGUUGAGAAGAAAGACGAGGACGACGAUCCGGGAGUACCUUGGCUGUCCGUAUUUACGUCUUUACCCAUGUGGGCCAUCACUAUUACGCAGUGCGGGCAAUCUUGGGCGUUUUACACACUUUUGACCGAGCUACCGACGUACAUGGACAAGAUCUUGCACUUGAAUGUGCAACAAAACGCCUUUCUAUCGGCACUGCCUUAUCUGAGCGCUUGGUUGGUGGGUCUCGGUAUCUCAAGUUUUGCGGACGCUCUCCUCGCUCGUCAUAUGAUAUCACCGUUGGCUUCGUUUAAACUGUGGAAUACGGUGGCCUCAUUGGGGCCCAGUCUUAGUUUCGUCGGUGCUAUUUGGGCAGGAUGUGAUCGAAUGACAGUAAUGCUGAUGCUCGCUGGGUUAGGUUCUCUUCAGGGCGCGGUAUACGCCGGAAAUCAGAUGAAUCACAUUGCCUUGGCACCGCGUUACGCUGGCACUCUGUACGGAUUGACGAACGCUGCAGCAAACGCGUGUGGUUUCCUGGCACCAUACGUGAUCGGGAGUAUAGUAGAAGGACACGAGACUCUCGCGCGCUGGCAUACAGUUUUCUGGAUGGCAGCGGGAAUAAACAUGGCUACUAAUUGCUUUUACCUGAUGUUCGCUUCGGCCACCGAACAACCAUGGAGCAAAGGUAGCAGUUGAUGACAAUGCCACAUUAGACACGCAAUAUUGAACGUGGAAAAUAACAUACUCUUCAAUCAUGUUGCACACAGUACGUUUUAAUUCAGCUUUGAAGGUAGGCUUACUUCGUGUGAUUCAGUGUACAGGUAUCACCGAAAUUAUAUAUUAAAAUAAUUUAACAUUCCGACUUCUCUAGUUGAAGUUUUUGUCUAGUAUUCAUUAUUAAGCGAGAUACAAUACAAUGACAAUGAAAUUGAUCGAAUUUCGACAUUAUCGGCUGACACACUAUACGAAGUAGAUACACGAUUACCCGAAAGUGAUCUGUGCGUCAAACAGUUGGAAAUCGUCAGCCCAUUUUUUCCUCCCAGUUGUUUUAUCGUUUUAUUAAUUCAACUACGUCGAUUAUUAUGCGACGACUAAAUAUAAAUAAAGAAGAAACGUCUACGUUCUUAGAAAUUGGAUGGAUGGACGGUCAGCUUCAUGUAUGCCACAUCGAUUUUCAACCAAAAUAAAGUCGAAAAAAUCAUCAUUACUAGAGGAAUUAUAAGUCCGUGAUUAUAAUUAGAAUUACUGGUAUUUUAGACCUCCGCGAUGUAGUUAAAUGGUGUGGUUAAUCUGGUUUCCAUAUUAGUGCCGCGUUCUUUAUGGAUUUAUUUCCGACGUUACAAUUUGUGUUAUAGUUUACUUUUAUUGACAAACUACCCAAACAGCACACGAUAUCCCAUCGACGUUCUGUGAAUGUCCUUAGGACAUCAGGACGUCUUCGGGAUAUCCUCAGGACAUUCCGAGGAGAUUUGUGCUGUCUGGGUACCUAAGACUGAAAGUUAAUUAUGCGAUUUUUGACCUUAUGCGUAUACAUAUAAUCUGAAAAUCGUGUAAUUCUCGGUUUUAUCAUACAUGACGCUGAUUGAACAAACUGUGAUAUUGAUGAAAUAUGACACAUACAAAACAACAGUAUUUCACGAAUUUAAUUUUAAGCAUGUCUCGCAACAGUAUAACAGACAAAAACUUUAAUACUUAAAAUCUGCAAUAUGCAUAAUUUUUUUUAAUUUUUAUACAUAACAAUUCUGUAUUGAUGACAGAAGUUUUAAAAAGAAAGCAGUCUAGAUCUGUUAAUAAUGUUGAGAUGUUAUUAAUAAUUUAUCCACACAUAUAUUAAUAUAUUUUCUUAUUUAUAAUUUAAAAAAGCUACAGUAAUUUGUUUUGGCAUAUAAAUUUAUCGCUUUGAAAUGAUGGUAUUACUUAUUUAUAAUGCCAAAGGACAAGUAAGAUAGAUAGCUUCUAUAUGUACGCGAAGCUUACCCUAACCAGAAUGUUGAUAUAUCAUUAACGUAUAUAUUUCUGAUAGUAAAAUAUGUGAAUUCGAAUAAACGAUUUUGUCGUUGAACAAAAAUAUAUAUAUAUAUAUAUAUAUAAUUAUUUGUAGAAAUGUUAUUCUAUGUAUUUAUGAAAUAAAUCAAGCAGAGAUCAUAAACAAUCGUACUUAGUAUAAUGAAAGCAUAGUAUUGAUGCACUACAAUAUAACUUUAGCCAUUGACAAAAUCACUAUUGCUAAUCGUAAUGAUACAUUGCAUGCGUAUUAUACAUUUUUAAUCUAUUUUAUAGUAUUUUAAGAACAUGAGAACUUUUGCGUACAUGUACUUACGUUCUAAUUUACGAGAAAAAAUGUAAGAAUAGUCUUAUGCAGAUAAUUAUACAAAAGUUUUAUCUGAAUAUAAUGAUCAUGUUUAAUGUGCAAUGACCAAAAAGUGUACAAUAAUAAUAAUCAAUAUUGUUUAUA
Molecule: messenger RNA, 3554 nt
Organism: Odontomachus brunneus
Lineage: Eukaryota; Metazoa; Arthropoda; Insecta; Hymenoptera; Formicidae
Gene: MFS10
Product: sialin
Exons: 7
Coding region: 302-1795 (497 amino acids)
Biological process (GO): monoatomic anion transport; transmembrane transport
Molecular function (GO): transmembrane transporter activity
Source: RefSeq, a predicted model, not a curated record